UAAAAGAUCAAUGGCAAAAUGAAGGAAGAAGAGAGACAUGGUUCAUCAUCCGAUUCUUCUUCUUCGUCUUCUCUUCCUGUGAGCUACGGAGUUGACUACGAAAAAUACAACUUCUCUUCUUCUGUUUCUUCUCUUUCUCGACCGUUUUCUCCGGAAGGAUCAAGCAGCAAGAGCUGUGUUCUGGAAAAUAAUCUUUCCUCUGUUUUCUCGUUGGACCAUGACGACAGUCUCCCCAUCUUAUCUAGAGAUAGAACAUGUUCUUGUGUCCAUCUUGGCUUCCAGUGGAUUCUGCAGAGGUGUUGUGGCUGUUUCUGUUAG
Messenger RNA from Brassica oleracea var. oleracea, 318 nucleotides. RefSeq lists its product as uncharacterized. Bases 19 to 318 code for a protein of 99 amino acids. The record is from RefSeq and is a predicted model, not a curated record. Lineage: Eukaryota; Viridiplantae; Streptophyta; Magnoliopsida; Brassicales; Brassicaceae. The transcript has 2 exons.